AAGAUUUGCUGAUUUGCUUCUCAGACAAAAUAUUAGAGUUAGGAAGAAAACUCUAGCUUGCAGAGGUAAAGAAGAACAUGGAAAGUACUGGAGAUAUUGAGAAAAUGGAAGAAAAAUGUUUUGUUAGUUUGAAUUGUGGAGGUAAAGAAAAUUUCACUGAUGAACUUGGCCUUGAGUGGACUUCUGAUGAUUUUCUCAAGUAUGGAGACACAACAAGUACAUCUGUUGCUAAUGAGACAAGGAAGCAAUAUAAGACACCAUUCAUAUCCACCCUUGAGCUCAGACAAUUUAAUGGUUCAGUUUACUCCACAUCAUUUGAAGAUAAUUUUUAUCUUGGUGUCUCUGCAAGGAUCAACUUUGGUGCAGAUAGUGAAGAUCCAGUCAGGUAUCCUGAUGACCCAUUUGAUAGAAUAUGGGAAUCUGAUUCCUUGAAAGAAAAUUACCUUGUUGACGUUGCUCCUGGGACUAAGAAAAUUUCAACCAAUAUGCCAAUAGAUGUUACCAGUGGUGAGGAGUUGCCACCUCAAAAAGUGAUGCAGACUGCUGUGGUUGGUACAAAUGGAUCAUUAACUUAUCGACUGAACUUGCAUGGUUUUCCUGGUCAUGGCUGGGCAUACUGCUACCGUGCAGAAAUCGAAGAUUUAGCUGCUAAUGAGUCCAGAAAAUUCAGGGUGCUCCUACCAGGCAACCCGGAUGUCAGCAAACUUGUAGUGAAUAUCCUAGAAAAUGCUCAACGAAAAUAUAAAGUUUAUGAACCAGGGUUUCCCAACCUAAGCUUUCCCCUUGUCACACCAUUUAAAUUCAAAAUGACUUCUGAUUCUACCAGGGGACCACUUUUGAAUGCCGCGGAGAUAAAUAAGUAUGUGGAGAAAAAUGGUGGCUCCAUUGAUGGAGAAGUUAUUGGAAAGGUAACUUCACUCUACUCAGCAGACUGGGCACAAGAGGGUGGUGAUCCAUGUCUGCCAGUUCAUUGGUCUUGGGUGCAGUGUAACUCAGAUAAACAACCAAGGAUAGUUUCCAUCCUCUUAUCAAGCAAGAACUUGACAGGGAAUAUUCCUUCUGACUUGACAAAGUUGAGCGGUUUAGUUGAGUUAUGGCUAGAUGGGAAUUCGCUGACUGGUCCAAUUCCUGAUUUCAGUGCAUGCAUAAACUUGAAGAUCAUUCAUCUUGAGAACAAUCACUUGACGGGUGAGCUGCCUUCAUAUUUAACAAACCUACCGAACCUGAGGCUACUGCAUGUGCAAAAUAAUAUGUUAUCUGGGAAAGUACCAUCAGGUCUUCUGAGUAAAGACUUGGAUUUUGACUACUCUGGAAACAUUAAUCUUCACAAGGAUGGUGGAAAAGGGAAGCGCACUAGAGUAAUCAUUGGUUCAUCAGUUGGAGCUGCUGUUCUGCUCAUAGCUACUCUUGUGUCUUUCAUUCUUUUGUGCAAGGGGAAGAAAAGUCAUGUGAAAGAACAAGUUCAGCAUUCCUUGCCUGUUCAUCGGGCAGUUUCCAGCUUGGGUGAUGCUCCAGCAGAAGCAGCACAUUGUUUUGCAUUCUCAGAAAUUGAAAAUGCUACAAGUAACUUUGAGAAGAAAAUAGGUUCUGGAGGUUUUGGAGUUGUAUACUAUGGAAAACUAAAAGAUGGCAAGGAAAUUGCUGUAAAGGUUCUUAUCAGUAAUUCCUUCCAAGGAAAGCGACAAUUUACUAAUGAGGUAACACUUCUUUCAAGGAUACAUCAUAGAAACCUGGUGCAGUUUCAUGGAUAUUGCCAAGAGGAAGGGAGAAAUUUGCUUGUAUAUGAGUUCAUGCACAAUGGAACUCUCAAGGAACAUCUCUUCGGUUCAUUAACACGUGAACGACAUAUCAGUUGGAUAAAACGCCUGGAGAUUGCUGAAGAUGCUGCAAAAGGGAUUGAAUACCUUCACACAGGCUGUGUUCCAGCCAUUAUCCAUAGGGACUUGAAAACUAGCAACAUUCUUCUUGACAAGCACAUGAAAGCAAAGGUCUCAGAUUUUGGUCUCUCAAAACUUGCAGUGGAUGGAGUGUCACAUGUAUCAAGCAUAGUUCGAGGCACUGCAGGAUACCUUGAUCCAGAGUAUUAUAUUUACCAGCAACUAACAGACAAGAGUGAUGUCUAUAGCUUUGGUGUCAUUCUUCUGGAACUGAUAUCUGGUCAAGAAGCCAUUUCUCAUGAAAGCUUUGGUGCUAAUUGUCGUAACAUUGUCCAAUGGGCAGAGUUGCACAUUGAGAGUGGGGACAUUCAGGGAAUUAUCGAUCCCUCCCUACAGAAUGAAUACGACAUCCAGUCAGUGCGGAAGAUUGCCCAGAAAGCUCUGAUGUGUGUGCAGCCUCACGGACACAUGAGACCAUCCAUUUCUGAAGUUCUCAAGGAGAUUCAAGAUGCAAUCUUAAUUGAAAAAAAAGCCUUGGCCGUGGGAGAAGGUACCUCAGAUGAGAUGUCAAGUCACCCUAUGAAUUCUUCCCUUAACGUCAGUUCCCCGGAUUUCGUUCUAAAGAGAGACAUAAGCAUGUGAAUCUUGGGGUUCCGGAUUCCUUAGUUUCAGUUCUACUCUUGAUUCAACCUCAUGGCCCAUCUAGCACAUGCUUAUCUUCAAUGAAAAUAUUGAUCAUGA
This is a messenger RNA of Rubroshorea leprosula, 2618 nucleotides long. The record is from the annotation of a GenBank genome assembly. Lineage: Eukaryota; Viridiplantae; Streptophyta; Magnoliopsida; Malvales; Dipterocarpaceae.